This is a messenger RNA of Spodoptera frugiperda (fall armyworm), 631 nucleotides long. RefSeq lists its product as uncharacterized. The coding region runs from base 93 to 578 and encodes 161 amino acids. Lineage: Eukaryota; Metazoa; Arthropoda; Insecta; Lepidoptera; Noctuidae. The record is from RefSeq and is a predicted model, not a curated record. The transcript has 2 exons.
UUACCAGUGAAACAGUUUGUUGUGAACAUUUGUUUACAAACAAUAAUUAUAAUAAUCUUUAAGUACUUUUGAAUUCCUAUAACUCGUUAAAAAUGCCACGGCGCAGAAAAUCCAAUCUUUCUAGAAGAACCCGAGCCGCAACUAAACGUCGGAAUGUUAAGAAAGAAUUCACUGAUGAAGAGCUUGCGAGCGCACGGGAGAAGAAUCGGUUAAGUACGGCCAGAUACCGUGCUUCAAGGACCCAAGAGGAGAAGGAGAAAGCACGUGAAAAGGCCAAAUUGGCUAUGAGAAGACGUAGAGCUGGUCGCAAAGAUCAACAGCGUCUUAGAAGCUUUAGCAGUGACGCUUCUAGUGAUAUUUUAAUUCCGAUUGAUGUCUGUGAUAACGAUAUACUUCAGCGCAUUGAAACAGGCAGUAAGGUACCAACGUCUAAGAAAAUAAAGGACCAAGAAAUGACCGAGAAUGACCUUAGACAAGCAUUUGAAGAAUUAAAAUGCAAGAAUUUAGCAAAUAACCAUACGAAGUAUUUCAUUACUAGUGAACGAGCAACAUACUUAAUUUAUAUCAACAAGUUUUAAGAGGAACUUGCUAUAAAACUAAAUACAAUAAUAAAAAUUGUGUUAUAUUUUAA